CUCCUAAAAUCAUCAAGGAGCGGGGGGAAUUUUUUUUGAGAAAACCCUAGCGAAACCUCCUAUUUUUAGCGAGAUCUCGGCAAUGGUGGUCGGAACCCUAAGCGGGCUCCAAGAUCACCUGAAGCUUGGCAGGGAGUACGCCAUGGAGGGGCUCUAUGACACCUCCAUCAUCUUCUUCGAUGGCGCCAUUUCUCAGAUCAACAAGCAUCUGAGCACACUAGAUGAUGCGAUAGUUCGUUCAAAAUGGAUGAACUGCAAAAAAGCCAUUUCUGAGGAAGUAGAAAUAGUGAAACAGUUGGAUGCUGAAAUAAGGGCAUUUAAGAAUGCUCCAGGGAGCAGGCGUCCAUCGUCACCCCCAAUUCAAACAAAAUCCUCCUUUGUUUUCCAACCAUUGGAUGAAUAUCCAACUUCAUCUGGUGGGCCCCCAGAUGAUCCCGAUGUUUGGAGGCUACCAAGCCGAGAUCAGAGCAGAAGAUCCACUAGAGCUGGCCAAACGAGUGCAAGAAAGUCCUCUCAAGAUGCGACUUGGGCUCGUGGCUCUAGAUCUGGUGCAGCUGGCCGUGGGGGAAAAUCUAGUGCAAGCAAAGGAAGCUCAAGUGUCUGAUCAUCAACUGCUUCUUCCAUUGGAGCGAAGAAAGGGAAAUCAAAUUCUAACAAGACAGAUCCUCAGAAUGGUGACACUGAUGAUGGGAAACAAACUAAGGGGCAGUACGAAGGACCUGAUGCGGAUCUGGCUGCAAUGCUGGAGAGAGAUGUAUUGGAGACCAGUCCUGGUGUCAGGUGGGAUGAUGUUGCAGGACUCAACGAAGCUAAACGACUUCUAGAAGAAGCUAUGGUUCUUCCUCUAUGGAUGCCUGAGUAUUUUCAGGGAGUUCGUCGACCUUGGAAAGGUGUUCUUAUGUUUGGUCCACCAGGUACUGAAAAGACACUUCUGGCUAAGGCUGUGGCUACCGAAUGCGGAACGACAUUCUUCAAUGUUUCUUCAGCUACUUUGGCUUCAAAAUGGCGUGGGGAGAGUGAACGCAUGGUUCGAUGUCUGUUUGAUCUUGCAAGAGCUUAUGCUCCAAGUACCAUUUUUAUUGAUGAAAUUGAUUCUGUCUGCAAUGCUCGAGGGGCUUCAGGAGAACAUGAGUCAUCAAGAAGGGUGAAGUCUGAGCUUCUAGUACAGGUAGAUGGCGUGAACAACAGCUCUACUGGUGAUGAUGGUGCAAAAAAAAUAGUUAUGGUACUGGCAGCCACUAACUUCCCAUGGGAUAUUGAUGAGGCACUCAGGAGAAGGCUGGAAAAGAGAAUAUAUAUACCUCUUCCCAAUUUAGAGAGUCGUAAGGAGCUUAUCAAGAUCAACUUAAGAACUGUGGAGGUUGCCGCAGAUGUAAAUAUCGAUGAUGUGGCUCGUAGAACCGAGGGUUAUAGUGGAGAUGACCUUACAAAUGUCUGUCGUGACGCUUCAUUGAAUGGCAUGAGACGAAAGAUUGCAGGGAAGACACGAGAUGAGAUCAAGAACAUGCCGAAGGAUGAGAUCUCAAAUGAUCCUGUCACCAUGUGCGACUUUGAGGAAGCUCUGAAAAAAGUCCAGAGAAGUGUUUCUGCUACUGAUAUCCAACGCCAUGAGAAGUGGUUUCAUGAGUUUGGCUCAGCUUAAAAAGCUUGCAAUCCCUACUGCAAGGUUUGUAAUUAUCCUUGAUAAAAUAUGUGUAUUUGGAUGCCAUUUCCUGUAUUGUUCAAGAGUUGUCUUUUAAGGUAGUUUGCUCUGUGUAAUGUAAACUUGUUUCCAUCAACGAGAACUUGGUUGUAGUCUAAAAGAGACUAGAGAGAUUUUUACUCUGAGCAGCUUCAUAUAAUUUCAAAAUAUAUCAGUAUGCAUUAUUAAUACA
Messenger RNA from Asparagus officinalis (garden asparagus), 1874 nucleotides. RefSeq names its product katanin p60 ATPase-containing subunit A1-like. NCBI's taxonomy places the organism in Eukaryota, Viridiplantae, Streptophyta, Magnoliopsida, Asparagales, Asparagaceae. Gene Ontology annotation, biological process: microtubule severing. Gene Ontology annotation, molecular function: ATP hydrolysis activity; microtubule severing ATPase activity; microtubule binding. The record is from RefSeq and is a predicted model, not a curated record. The transcript has 7 exons. Gene Ontology annotation, cellular component: microtubule cytoskeleton.